GCUACAAAUCAACCACACUUCCGGUUUAUAGAAACGCGAACGAAAGACCGUAAACGUCAUAUCUAAACGUCAAUUGCAACUCCACAAAGAUGCCGUCAGCUAUUGUACUGUUAGCCGAAGGGGCAGAAGAGAUGGAGACUGUCAUCACAGUAGAUGUCUUGCGCAGGGGCGGGAUUGAUGUGACAUUAGCUGGACUGACUGGCACCGACCCUGUGUUGUGUAGUCGUCAGGUCAAGGUCGUGCCGGACAAGAGUCUUGAUGAUGCUUUGAAGUCGGCGCCAUAUGAUGUCAUUGUUUUGCCAGGAGGCGGUACAGGUGCCAAGAAUCUUCGUGAGUCUGCCGCUGUAGGGAAACUGCUCAAGGAACAGGAAGAGCGGGAUGCAUUGGUGGCAGCUGUAUGUGCAGCGCCAACCGAGCUGAAGGCACAUGGCAUCGGUAAGGGGAAGACUGUGACCUCACAUCCUGGAGUUGCAGACCAGAUUAAGGAAGGUGACUACAAGUAUUCAGAGGACCGAGUUGUCCAGGACGGCAAGCUGAUCACCAGCCGAGGCCCUGGAACUUGCUUUGAGUUUGGCCUGAAGAUAGUGGAGGCACUCCAGGGAGCUGAGAAGGCUCAGUCCCUGGUGCCUCCAAUGUUGGUCAAAGUGUAGGUUGGAUGUGGAACAUUGUGUAUACAAACCUCUGAAGUACUGACAGUGAACUUCAUUUGAUUUGAGUUUGGAACUGUAUCGUAAGUACAGGGCUGCCAUUUUGUUGCAGGGAUUGUUUAGUGGUAUGACUUUAACACUGAGUUGAAAAAUCUGUAGAGAGAAAACUGUUGUCUGGAAUAGUGGAAUGUUGUAGUCCAUACUGUUUCAGGGCAACUUCUGUUUUGAUUAAGCCUGUCUCUGUAAAAUUUGUUUUGUUAUUAUUAUAUAUUAAUUUUCAAUGAGAUCAAGGAGAAACUGAUCCCAAGCUUUUGCACCUAUUCUGUAUCCUGUAAAUCAUGAAUUUUAUAUUGUGUCAUCAAAAUAAUGCGAGUGU
Molecule: messenger RNA, 1023 nt
Organism: Haliotis rubra (blacklip abalone)
Lineage: Eukaryota; Metazoa; Mollusca; Gastropoda; Lepetellida; Haliotidae
Product: Parkinson disease protein 7 homolog
Exons: 5
Coding region: 90-650 (186 amino acids)
Biological process (GO): guanine deglycation, glyoxal removal; protein deglycation, glyoxal removal
Cellular component (GO): cytosol; nucleus
Molecular function (GO): protein deglycase activity
Source: RefSeq, a predicted model, not a curated record